Messenger RNA from Fomitopsis serialis, 1258 nucleotides. RefSeq lists its product as uncharacterized. The transcript is spliced from 5 exons. The record is from RefSeq and is a predicted model, not a curated record. NCBI's taxonomy places the organism in Eukaryota, Fungi, Basidiomycota, Agaricomycetes, Polyporales, Fomitopsidaceae. Bases 383 to 886 code for a protein of 167 amino acids.
CUUUGAGCUGCUUCACGGCGUCCAGCAUGCAUUGGACCAGAGUCGUGCUGCAGGGUUGUGGACGCUGGCGGCCCAGGCUGGCUGGAGAUGCUGCUCAACUUUAGGUCAAACGCCCACAAAAGCGCUACGUAGCUCUAGCCUCUGAACGUUCGCCACAGAGUGAUAGUUGCAGGAACCCAUCAAAUCGGUCUAUCAUGAUGAAGGGUCCCAGAGUCCAUCUCUCUCGUGACUGCGCUCUGGCCACACAGAGAAGGAUAUCUACUUAAGCAGCUCGCAUACUCCACUCUACUGUUCGUCGCCAGUCACACUCGGAGAACGAGGUAUCCUCACUGCACCACUGACGGUGUCUUGCACGAUCCUGCUCUCAAGUCCAAACUUCAAGAUGCGCUUCGCCUUCGCCCUCGCCGUGCUUGCCACGACCCUCGCCACCACGUCCGCAACCAACCUCCUCGAGCGCCAAAGCCUCCCCACCUGCGCAGAGACUUGCAUCGGAAGCGCAAACACCAGCGGUUGCAGCUCCAGCGAUGAGAAAUGUCUUUGCUCCAGCUCCGCCUUCGUCGACAGCGUCGAGUCCUGCGUCCAGAGUAGCUGCUCUGCUGGCGACCUGUCCAGCGCGCUACAAGCCGCUGAGGCUCUGUGCGCGCAAGCCGGCGUGUCGUUGAGUCUGACCGGCUCCCUUGCUGCCUCUGCCACGGGCAGUGCAUCUGCUUCUGGCAGUGCGUCAGGCUCCGCCAGCACUCGUGCAACGUCUACUACUGCUAGCGGCACGCACUCUGCCUCGUCCUCCGCUCCCGCAGCUACCACGUCUGCCAGCGGUGCGACCUCGCACUCUGCCAACGCCUUCGCAGGCCUGGCUGCGAUUGGCGCCGUCGCGUUUGUUCUUUGAUCACACUUCGUCCACGUUCAGUGAUCAUGAUGGUCUCGAUGAUCAGCCUGGGUUCGAGAGCGCAGAAAUGCCAAAAGAGGAGGAUCUGACAACUCUGGGAGCUACAUACGUUUGUGGCGGAAGCUCGACUAACAUAUACCGCCUGGGUGCCUGCCGCCGGUGUAGCGUCAAAACGUUGAUAGCCAAAGGGUUUCCCUAAAGUAUUUGAAUCCUUGGAUGCGACUCCAGACUAGAGCUAUCUAUUCCUGUGUGCAUGUAUACCAGGGUGCUGUGCACGCAACUCGGAUGCCAAGCGAGCCGAAGUAGCAUUAUUUUGGUGAUCACCCCUUGUAUGUGAAGAUAUCAAUCCUGCGAGAUGGAGUCUGAGCAACU